Molecule: messenger RNA, 3243 nt
Organism: Paramecium sonneborni
Lineage: Eukaryota; Ciliophora; Oligohymenophorea; Peniculida; Parameciidae
Source: the annotation of a GenBank genome assembly
AUGAAAAAGGUAAACCAUACAAGAAUGCAUACUCUAACUGAUGAACGAUUAUCGCCUCUAAAAUUUCCAUCAAUUCAAUAAAUAAAUAAGACAAUUUAAGGAGAAGAUGGUACAGUAAGUGAUUACAAAAAAUUAAUGAAAAGGUUUUUGAGAUGCGUUAAUUGAUGAGUAGAGCAAAUAUUGGCACGAGUAAUAGGACUAUGAGAACAUUACAGAAAAUAACAAAUGAAUAAAGUGAAAGAAAGGAUUUGUAAUUAUUAUAAUAGUGGAUAGAUGUAAUUUAUGUAUUAAUAGAUAAUAGUCAAUGGUUUAAUAGAUUUAGUAACAGAAUUUCUACUGUAUAACAGAGUUCUAUGAGAAGAUAGUGCUUAUAUAUUCUGGAUCAAUAGGGUAACUAUGUCAACAACUUUCAGUAAAAUGUAAUGACUAUUCUUAAUUAAUUGAUAAAAUAUGGACAUAAUUUACUGGGAUAGUGAAAGAGAUAAUAGACAAGUAAUCUAUAACUAAUAGAAAGUUGGAGAAGGAAUGUUUAACAAAUACGAUAAAGAUUCAUGAACGAUAUUAGAAUUAGAUGAGUGAGAAAUUAUAAAGAUUAAAUGAGGCUGAGAAAUAAUUGAAGAGAAAUAGUGAGUAUGGUGAGAAAAUGAAUAAGGAGAAUCGUUAUUUAAGAAAGAAGACUUGUAAAUUGUAGAGAGAAUUAAGUAGUUAGAAUAAUGAUAUAGAAUUGUUGAAAUUGUAAUUAUAGGAUUUAAGUAAAGAGAAUGAAACAUUAAAAUUGUUUUAAUAAGUGAGACAUUAGAAUGAGUAUGCUAUAGUUGAUUUUGAAGAAGAAUUAUAUAAAGCUAAGAAGGAGAUCUUUGAUGAUUUUAAGUUAGUAUUUGAAGAACAGACUAGAAAAUUUGAGGAAGCUUACCAAAACAAAAUGUAGAAUUUGGAGAGGGUUUCAGAUGAUAAAGCUGAGAAAGAUGAGAAUUUAAUAGAGGAAUAUGAAGAAAUCUUAUUUAAAGAUAAAUGUGUAGGAAAUAACGUUGAGUUCAGUGAGAUGGAAGUAGAUACAAGCGAGUAAUAUAUAAAAUAUAUAAAAGUUUGAUAAUAAAAUAAGAAAUGUUUACUUAGACUAUGAAUUAAAAGAGAAGAACAUAUGAUAUUGCAAAUUAAACUAUGGCAAUUUAGAGUAAUAAUUAAGCUUGUGAAGCUAAUUAUGCUGUAAUAAAGAGGGAAUGUAUACCUAGGAAUCAAGAAGAAUAAACAUAUUUGGAGAUGUCUAAAUUUCCAAUUAAAGCAUUUAUUGAUGAUUACUAUUAAUUGUAUAUUGAACGAGUGGAGAUUGAGAAAAAGACAUUUCCUAAUGUAUUGGAAAGUAUCUUAGAAAAAUUGAAAUCUCGAUCUCUAUAAAUAUUUAAGAUUAUGUCAAUGAAGGAGGAGUUUUUCUAAGAAGAUUUUCGUGAAGUUGAUAAGUAUUUUCAGAAUUCAUAUUCAGUCUUUUUAAUUUUGGUUAAUGAUUUUUAGGAUAUUAUUAAAAAAUUAAAGGAAGAAUUAAUAUUUCGAAAAAUAUAAAUCUAUGAAACUUAGAUAGAUUGUAAAUAAGCAAAUAGAUAGAAAAUAUAAACCUAAAAGAAAUUUGAUCUUUUAGCAGCUAAAUUUUAAUAAUAAGUAAAACAUUCUAAUUUUAUAACUAAAUAACUCAAAUCAGUAUCUCGAUUCUUACCUUAAUAUUAAUAAGAUCAAAUUAGAAGAAAGGCAAUUCGUCAUAAAAUUAAUUUUGAAUUCCCAAAAGGUAUAUCACCAACUCCGAUGUUGAUAAGUACAAAUAAUUUGAAUCCACCAAUUCCUUAAAAUUUUAAUAAUAGUUCUGCAUCACUUUUAUAACCACUCUCCUCAUAACCAACAUUAUAGAUAAAUCCUAAAAAUUCUAUUGGAUUCUUUCCACCAAUGACACCACUUGAACCAUUUCAAGAUAGUAGUCUCCCUUAACGAAUUUCAAUGGCAGAAUUAAGUUGUGAUUCUCCUGAUCCAGAAGCUAUGUCACCAUCUAAACCUAUUGUAGCACUUAAUUGUAUAAUUAUGAUUAUAUUUAUAAAUAGUUUUUUAAGAUAAUAAAUUUGAAGAUUCAUAAACAUCAUCUGAAGAUGAAGUUGAUUUAUCUGAAUGUUUGAAUCCAAUCAAGAAUUUAUUAUCUAUUGAAAAAAAACUAUUUGUGAGUAGAUGUACUAGUAAGAAUACUUAAUUAGCCACAUAAACCUUAAUUCAAGAGAUAUAAUAAUUUAGACGUGAUAAAAUAGAUAAUGUCGUCACAUAAAACACAUUAAUCAAAAUCUUAUCCAAUUUCAUAUAAUGGUGUUUGAAAUUCAAUAAAUUCAAUUAUCCAUUACAUGUUUAAUUAUAUGAAUACUUUUCAACUGAAAAUUAAUCUCAACCUUAAAAUGUAUGGUUAGGAAAAAUGGCCAGAGUCAUUAAAUCACUCAUAUAUUAUAAGAGGAAGAAUGACACUGCCAAAUUAUUUCAUUCCAUGUUGAUUGGGGAUGUAUUAUUAAUAAUUUAAUCUAGUUAAGUUUUUAAAUCUAUUUAUAAAUUUUGAGUAGCUUACAAUCUGUCAAUUUCACAGAAACUGGGAUUUAAGUCAUUUAAUCAUAACUUGCAGAUCAAAUCAAAAAUAUCCAGAAUAUUCAGAAAUCAUCUCAAUAUGUAGAUUAUGAUGCUGAAAUAUCACAUCAUUUGGGACCAAUCUAAGAUACCAAAAUACAAGAACUAUUAUAUAAAUAUUCUAUGAUUCUAUAAAUCUUUGCUGAAGAUGGAGAACGCUUAACUCUGUAUCAAUUUAGAUUACUCAUGCUUGAAAUAGAAAAUAAAAAAGAAGAAUAAUAUAUCAUUAAUAUGUUUAAUAAUGAAUGUGAUAUAGAACAAUAAUAAGUUCAGUACAUUUCGUUUUAGAGAUUUGUCAUUAUAUGUGAAGAACUAUAACUCUUAUAAGGUUUAGAAGAAUAUUUGGCAAAAAAUGAUGUUUAGUAUUUUAAAGAAAUUGAACUUUGGAAACUAAGAGAAAUCGAUUUAAAGUUGAUGCUCAUUCGCAGCCAUAAUUAUGAUGCAUCUGAAAGAGAUUUAUUUACAAGAAUGUAUAAGUUGCAUCAACCACAAUAAAGAAUCAUUUUGGGAAGAUUCUUAGAGAGAAGAGCUAAAGAAUUACUCUUAUAACGCUAUACUUUGGAAUGUUUGGCACCAUUUAUGCAACUUUUCGAAUAAUGA